AUGUACAACAAACCAAUUGGCUAUUCCACUCAACCACCACAACAAGGAACCAAUACUGUAUAUCCAGGAACAACAUCCACACAACAGGGAAUGAUGAAUAACAGUUUUUAUGGAUCCAUUCCACAACAACACAACAAUAUGAUGAUGUACAACAAUAAUCCCAACAUGACCAAUUCCUCCUACAUGAUGAUGAGUAAUAACCCAUCAUCAUCAUCCAUGACUAAUGUCAAUUCCAAUAUCAUGUAUGGAAAUUAUGGUACUACCAAUAAUAACAACAUGAUGAUGAUGAGUAAUACCCAACCAUUCAGUUCGACAUCGACCGGAUCAACAAUGAAUAAUAAUAAUUUUAAUAAUUUCAAUAACAUUCCAACACCUACUAACGUGAUGAUGAUGGGCAACAAUCCAUCAACCAUGUCCAUUCCUGGUGCAACAACAUCCGGAGGAGUGGUUACAAACCCAACCAAAUUGCCUCCACUUCCUGUGAGCCUCACAAAACCUCGAGUUCAUCUUGUCCCAUCACUUCCGGCUCAUGAAAAGCCUUUAUCAACAAAGAGUCUUGGUGAGCUCUCACAGCCCAGAUGGAUCAUUCCAUACAACUUGAAAAUGAGCUCCAGAUAUUCAACGACUGGAAAUUCCAUUGAUUGUUUGAGUGAGGAAGGAGAAACAGCUGGUAUUUCAGGAGUUUGCACAAAUUCGGAAGACCAACCUUUUGUACAAGUCAUAUUCAAGGAGAAGGUCAAGGUUUCCCGAAUGAUUCUUGGUCCAUGCAUGAGACCUUUAUGGGGAACUACAUAUUUAGAAGGUUGUGUGGUGGAGUAUGAAAUGGAUGGGCAAUGGAAUCCAUUGACAACUAUAACAUUCCAAAAUGGAUUGAACACGAUGGACCUUUCGUGGAGUAAUGUUAUAUGUACGAGUUCAUUUAGAGUUAGGAAAAGUGGAACAGGUUAUAUUGGUAUUGGUGUGUGGAAAUUCUUUGGAAUUUGUCAAUACGAUGAAGAGGAACCAAUGGAAGAACAAGUGAGUGACGAAAUUGAUUCUGCAAAAACUAUGGAUUUACUUUGCCUUCCUUAUACAUUGAUAAUGAGUUCAAAAUAUGGAUCAUGCGAAAACUCAAUGGUUGCAUUGUGGGAUGAAAGCACGUUAGAUAUAGGGGCUGGCACAUGCUCUGAAAGUAAUGCAUAUAUCGAAGCAACAUUCAAAUGUCCUCAGUAUUUCACGCAUAUCAGAUUGAAGCCAUUAACACAAUCUGGUUGGGGAAGUGCCUACACAAACAACACCUUGUUGGAGUUUUCUGAAAAUGGUAUUGAAUGGAGAACAUGUAUGAGCUUAGUUGACAUCACUGAGAGUCAACCUAUCAUUACUCUUCGCAGUCCUAUUUUCUCUUCAAAUUGGAGAAUUAGACGAGAAGCUACUGGUUAUGUUUCAUUAGGACUGCUUAAAUUCUAUACAUUUAAACCAUAUUACAAUCCGUAUUCACAACCUGUCAAGCAACCAAAUCCUCUCAAGUAUACUCUUGCUAUGAGCAGCAUGUAUGCUCAUUGUCAAAAUACUUUUGAAAUUCUUCAAGAAGAAACAAAAAACGGUGGGGCUGGAACAGGCAAAGACACGAAUGCUUGGAUACAAGCCAACUUGGAUGAUAUUUAUACUAUUUAUACUCUCAAGAUUAGACCGAUUCUAUUACCAGAAUGGGGUGCUAAAUAUUUGCAAACUGCUCAAGUUGAGUUUUCUAUUGAUGGUUCAACAUGGAUCAAUGCGAAAACUUUAAAUCAAGUAGAACCUGUCACCAGUAUUGUGGCCAUUUCAAGAGUUCCUGCAAAAUUCAUUAGAAUCUCCAUGAACAAUGAUCAAGGUACCUAUGUCGGCUUGGGCACUUUUAAAGUUUAUGGAUACAAGUAA
Naegleria fowleri is the source of this 1896-nucleotide messenger RNA. RefSeq lists its product as uncharacterized. Bases 1 to 1896 code for a protein of 631 amino acids. The transcript has a single exon. The record is from RefSeq and is a predicted model, not a curated record. NCBI's taxonomy places the organism in Eukaryota, Heterolobosea, Eutetramitea, Acrasida, Naegleriidae.